GGGUCUGGAUAUCUCCUUCGAAUGCAAAUAAACUGAUCAGUAGAAGCUCAACUUCACUAAACUAAAAUCUUCUUUAACACCACACACCACAGAGGGAAACCACCACUGCUACAGUACUGAAACAAUGCCUGGCGAGGUGAUUCUUCUGGACACAAUUGUCAGCAUGUUCGGGAUGAGGGCCAGGAUAGCGUUGGCGGAGAAAGGUGUAAAGUACGAGUACAAGGAGCAGGACCUGAGAAACAAGGGCUCUCUUCUUCUUCAGAUGAAUCCGGUUCACAAGAAGAUCCCUGUUCUCAUCCACAACGGCAAGCCCAUCUCUGAGUCUCUUAUCAUUGUUCAAUACAUCGAUGAGGUCUGGAAGGACAAAUCUCCUCUGCUUCCCUCCGAUCCUUAUGAGAGGGCUCAAGCUAGGUUUUGGGCUGAUUACGUCGACAAAAAGAUAUAUGAUCCUUCGAGGAAGAUAUGGACCACGAAAGGAGCAGAGCUGGAGGCAGCCAAGGAGGAGUUCAUAGGAGUUCUGAAGGUCUUAGAGGAUGAGCUUGGUGACAAGCCAUUCUUUGGAGGCGACAAAUUUGGGUUUGUUGAUGUUGCUCUGGUCACUUACUAUAGCUGGUUUUACUCCUACGAGAGCUGUGGCAAUUUCAGCAUAGAAAGUAGGCUGCCGAAGCUUGUUUCAUGGGCCAAGAGGUGCAUGGAGAAGGAGACUGUUUCUAAGUCCCUUUGCGACGAGAAGGUUGUCUAUGACUUGGUUGUUCUGUUGAGGAAGAAGUUUGGCAUUGAGGAGUAGGGAGGGUGCUCAAUAUACCAUUUGCAGAAAUCAAUAUAUAUGGAUAUGUAUAGUCAGGUCAGGUGUUUUCGGAGUUCUGUCUUAAUUUUUCUCCUGUCUUCCUUAUCGUAUAUUACAAAAUGAACAGACACUUGGAUGUGUCUCUAGAACACGUAGGAGAUGUUUUGAAUUCAAAUAACAUUAAUAAAUAAACAAUCUAGAAAGUAGCGUGACGUUU
Messenger RNA from Tripterygium wilfordii, 1004 nucleotides. RefSeq names its product probable glutathione S-transferase. Gene Ontology annotation, cellular component: cytoplasm. Gene Ontology annotation, biological process: glutathione metabolic process. The transcript has 2 exons. Gene Ontology annotation, molecular function: glutathione transferase activity. The record is from RefSeq and is a predicted model, not a curated record. NCBI's taxonomy places the organism in Eukaryota, Viridiplantae, Streptophyta, Magnoliopsida, Celastrales, Celastraceae. The coding region runs from base 125 to 787 and encodes 220 amino acids.